Molecule: messenger RNA, 1242 nt
Organism: Triticum turgidum subsp. durum (durum wheat)
Lineage: Eukaryota; Viridiplantae; Streptophyta; Magnoliopsida; Poales; Poaceae
Source: the annotation of a GenBank genome assembly
AUGGCGGCGGCGGCGGGCGGCGCGACGACGUCGACGAGGCGCGGGCCGGGCGGCGGCGGCCGGCCGAUGGACGACGAGAACCUGACCUUCGAGACCUCGGCGGGGGUGGAGGUGGUCGGCAGCUUCGACGCCAUGGGGAUCCGCGAGGACCUGCUCCGCGGCAUCUACGGCUACGGCUUCGAGAAGCCCUCCGCCAUCCAGCAGCGGGCCGUCAUCCCCAUCAUCACCGGCCGCGACGUCAUCGCGCAGGCCCAGUCCGGCACCGGCAAGACCUCCAUGAUCUCCCUCUCCGUCUGCCAGGUCAUCGAGACCAACGUCCACGAGGUGCAGGCGCUGAUACUGUCACCAACUAGGGAACUUGCGACGCAAACAGAGAGGGUGAUGCAGGCUGUUGGUAACUUCAUGAGCGUCUCUGUGCAUGCCUGUGUUGGUGGCAAAAGUAUCGGCGAGGAUAUUAGGAAGCUCGAGUCUGGAGUGCAUGUUGUUUCAGGCACCCCGGGCAGAGUAUGUGACAUGAUCAAGAGAAGGACCCUUCGCACAAGAGCCAUCAAGCUCCUAGUCCUGGACGAAGCCGAUGAGAUGUUGAGCAGAGGUUUCAAGGAUCAGAUAUAUGAUGUCUACAGAUAUCUUCCCCCAGAACUUCAGGUUGUUUUGAUCUCUGCAACUCUGCCCCAUGACAUCUUGGAGAUAACUAGCAAGUUCAUGACUGAUCCAGUCAGGAUCCUUGUAAAACGUGAUGAGUUGACCCUAGAGGGCAUCAAACAAUUCUUUGUUGCUGUUGAGAAAGAGGAAUGGAAGUUUGAUACACUGUGCGAUCUUUAUGAUACACUUACAAUCACCCAAGCUGUCAUUUUCUGCAACACUAAGAGAAAGGUGGAUUGGCUUACUGAAAGGAUGCGCACCAACAACUUCACGGUGUCAGCUAUGCACGGUGACAUGCCUCAGAAGGAAAGGGAUGCGAUCAUGAGUGAGUUCAGGGGAGGCAUGACCCGUGUUCUGAUCACGACCGAUGUUUGGGCUCGAGGGCUGGAUGUCCAGCAGGUCUCUCUUGUCAUUAAUUACGAUCUCCCAAACAACCGUGAGCUUUACAUCCAUCGUAUUGGUCGCUCUGGGCGUUUCGGGCGCAAGGGUGUGGCGAUCAACUUUGUGCGCAAGGACGACAUCCGUAUCCUUCGGGACAUCGAGCAGUACUACAGCACGCAGAUCGACGAGAUGCCCAUGAACGUCGCUGAUCUUAUCUGA